UCUUGUCUGCCACCGCCAUAAGGGAAAAGAAAACAUUUCUCGACGUUUGGCUGCUUGAAUGGCUGUGAGAGGCAAUUGUUUCAAGUCUCAAUCACCAUUAAGUUAGCUAUUAUGUCAAGUAAAUGGAAUUUUGUAUACCUUAGGCACCCAGCAUCCAUCACACAAGCCAAGCUCUCGGUAGCUUUGAGAGCUUCGGCUCGGUGAUGGGGACCUACCAGUUUUUCAGCUUGUAGAUACCUACGGGAUCAAUUCGACCAGCUGUAGUAUCAUUCAUUCUUCACCUAGAACUGCUCAGCAGUCUGUGUCAGCAUGGCGGCCAACUUUUGGGAGUCGACUCAGCGUCGGAAUUGGCUGUUUACUAAAGAGGAGCUGGCAGCCAGACGACAGCAACUGGAGAAUGAGGACCCGUCCUUGGUGACCAUGUAUCCAUUGCCUGAAUGGAGACAUUUAUACAACUACUUCAACUACCAAAUGCUCCGCCUCGCCAAAAACCUCUCGAUCCGUCAACAAGCCAUCGCUACAGCCCAGGUCUACAUGAAGCGCUUCUACACGCGAGUUGAGAUCCGAAGCACGAACCCAACUCUUGUUCUCGUUACCGCCGUGUACCUCGCCUGCAAGAUGGAGGAGAUGCCGCUUCACAUACGCAACGUCUCGCUCGAGGCAAAGAAGGUCUGGCCAAUGGAGACGCCGUCGCUCGAGAUCGCAAAGAUUGGCGAGUGCGAGUUCUGGCUCAUAUCCGAGAUGAGCGCCCAGCUCAUUGUCCACCAGCCCUACCGCACUCUCACUGCCUUGCAGCAGGACUUCCAGCUCGCUAACGACGACCACGUCCUGGCGGUAUCUUUCCUCAACGAUCACUUCAUGACCGACUUACCACUUCUCUAUGCCCCGCACACCAUUGCGCUCGCUGCCAUCAUGCUGGCUCUUGUGCUUAGGUUGUCCAAGGCCUCAAGCAGCAAUAGUGCCGCCGCCGGGCAGCAGGGAGGCGCACCGGCCGGCUCACUUGGAAUCACUCUGGCACCUGGGCUAUCCAUGUUCCAGCAGGCCGUGGCGGCCAAAGCCAUGACACCUGGCGGUAAUAGUGGUUCCUCCGCAAUGUCCUCUCCCAUCCAGCAGAAUCCACCGAACCAGCCUUACCAGCUCACGCCACAGCAGCAGGAGAUGUUCCGCCAGCAGCAAAUGCAGCAGCAGAACAGGCAAUCGGAAACCCAGGCCAAGGACUCGCCGCAAAAGGAGAAGAGCAAACUCCAGCGCUUUGCCGCCUGGCUCUCGGAGAGCGGUGUCGACAUCGAGGCCAUGAUCGACUGCACACAGGAGCUGAUAGCGUUUUACGAAUGUCAAGAGUCGUAUAACGAACAGAUCACCCGUGACCAGAUCAACCGAUUCGUCAAGGCUCGGGGUCUUUAGGGAGGCCUGAAUUUCCAGGGCUUGCUCAAGUUCUCAUACCUUUACCAUGAUUAUGGUAUGCGACUUGCUCAUGAUGGCCUGCCGCAGUUCCUUUUCCACCUGCUGGCAUCCGGCUCUUGAUGAAGAGGAGCUCUUUCUGGAUAUGUUUGCUCGUGCCUUUUAAGAGUUCAAGCUCUGGGCACAGCUCUAUGCAACAUAGGCUAGCCAGCUGGCCCUUCCUAGGUGACAAGCUCACCAUCCCAGGGCCCUCUGGGCUCUGGGUUGGGUCUUGGCGAUGUAGGUCCAGCUUGCCGCCAUCCAGCGACUUCACCUCGAUGCACAUUUUUGAGUGGCAACGUGCCGAUAUGCUCUGAGACGAGGUAUCCACGAGGAAUACACAUCUCGACAUAAGUGAAGCGGUCUUGGAUGGGAGUCCAGCUUGCACACGCCCGGCAGACAGGGCAGCUGACCUCAAAUGACGACGGAGCCAGCGGUUCAGCACCGUGCCGUUUGCGCUUACCCGAGGAUACCUGCCUACACUUAAUUAUGCGGCAUUUUUUGGGCUCUAGAUUCUGUACUAAUUCUUUAGAGCGUGGUGGCCUGACAGUUCGUAGAAUUGCGGUCACCGAGCGAUGGUUGGGGCUCUGAGAAUGGAUGUGAGUGAGGUCAUCCUGUCUUAUGGAAUAGCUUGUGAUACAGAUCGUAAAGUUUUGAAUAGAGCGUUUCUACCCCAUGAGUAUUGCUUAUGAGGCUUCUGUGACAUUUUCGGUUUGUGUCAACCAUUUGACGUCGCGUAGGAUAGGUCAGCUUGAAUAGACGAGAAU
Messenger RNA from Pyricularia grisea, 2207 nucleotides. RefSeq lists its product as uncharacterized. NCBI's taxonomy places the organism in Eukaryota, Fungi, Ascomycota, Sordariomycetes, Magnaporthales, Pyriculariaceae. The transcript is spliced from 2 exons. The record is from RefSeq and is a predicted model, not a curated record. Gene Ontology annotation, cellular component: mediator complex; nucleus. Bases 310 to 1404 code for a protein of 364 amino acids. Gene Ontology annotation, molecular function: cyclin-dependent protein serine/threonine kinase regulator activity. Gene Ontology annotation, biological process: positive regulation of transcription by RNA polymerase II.